Arctia plantaginis is the source of this 1554-nucleotide messenger RNA. The record is from the annotation of a GenBank genome assembly. NCBI's taxonomy places the organism in Eukaryota, Metazoa, Arthropoda, Insecta, Lepidoptera, Erebidae.
AUGACGUCAUCAAAAGACAAUAGUGACGUCACCGUCAGUCUGGUAGAAGAUGAAAAAAAUAGUAAAAUGGAACGAAAGGAGUGUAAAGAGUUAACUGAGUUACCACCAAGUGGAACUUCCUUACAUAAGAGACGUAGGGGUGAGCCACCAGAAUCUUUGUCAGUAAAAUCUCCACAGACACCAUCCGAUGCUGAAGGGUCUUCGCCAUGUACAGCAGGACCCAGUCCACCUGAUGAAUUCUGGUUAUUAAAUGAUGGUGAAACACCAGACGCGGAAGCAUUUUGUGAAAGCAUGUUGCAAAGGCUUAAAGCCCAGAACGAUGCCAUUUCUAAACGAGGAAGGAAUGUAGCUCGAACAACAAAGGAUACGGUUGAAGCUAUGGAUCAGUUGGAGAAAUUAAUUGAACUGUUAGACCAGUUCGUUUCCCUGAAAGAACAGAAUGACCGUAUUUUAAGAAGACUAAAAGAUGUCAACCAUUUGAAGAGGCUGCAUUCGGCCCAUAAACGAAUAGACUUUGAGAAUGAGAAAGUGAAAUCGGAAAUUAAAGAAAUAGAGGAAAUUAAUGAAGCUCUGGACGCAGACUUCGAAUGUGAAUAUGGUCAGAUGCUGUUUGAUUCCAUGAUGAUGGGCAGCAGGAGUAUGAAGAGAUCUGGGUCUAAAUGGAAGUCUCAUGCAAGGUUUGGAGGUUCUUUGCUGCGAAAGCAGAGAUCUCGGUCUGCUGGGGGAGAUGAAAGUGAUGUUUCUCCAGGAACCCCGUUGAGAAGGAGAUCCGAAGGUAUAUUUUUGAAAGAAGUAGAGAAGUCUAAGGUUUCGAAGUGGACGAGAGUGAAAGCAGCGUUUAGAUGGGAGAACGCACAAUGGCCGGCAGUAGCUAUCGGUGGCGCUGCAAGUGCAGUUGCAGCUGGUGCGAUGGUUGGCGCCGUGGCUUUAGCCGGCUCCUCUCCAUCCAAUGCAACGUUGACCAAUCUUGAGCCAAGAGAUUCUGCCAGCUUGACACCAGGAAGCGCAAUAUCACUGACUCCUAACUCUUCGUGCGAGGAGCUCAGAGUGGAUACUGCAAGUAUCCGCAAGAGUACCAGAGAUGAUGGUGACAACACAUUCCUGCAUCUGCCUCCGCAAGACGAUAGCUCCACCUCGCCUUCGCCAAAUAAACUUCAUAAAAGCCCUUGGGGGAAGAUGCGCGACAUCAUCCAGACACACCGGGAGUCAGUCAAAAAGAAAACCAAUAGGGGCUCGAAGAGUUCUCCUGAUGUGGUACCAAAGAGACGAAGAUCCUUCAGCGAUGGUGGUGACAGUGACGCACCACCGCCAGCCCUGACUCUGACGAUACCAUCUUCUGAGGAACUUGAAUCAGAGCCCUCCCAUCCCGAGCUUCGUAAGCAGCUGUCCCUGGAGCUCGGAGGUCGUCCUCCGCAGCACCGCCCCCCUCGUGCCUCCAAGUGGACCAAGGUGAAACGGGCAUUUCUUACCUCCGCAUCUGCUUCGGUUCCCUCCAGCCCUAACAGGCAUUCUGCUUUCUUCACCGAUGCAGGUAUGUGCCUUUUUACUUUUUAA